Molecule: messenger RNA, 1403 nt
Organism: Paraphaeosphaeria sporulosa
Lineage: Eukaryota; Fungi; Ascomycota; Dothideomycetes; Pleosporales; Didymosphaeriaceae
Product: NAD(P)-binding protein
Exons: 1
Coding region: 102-1169 (355 amino acids)
Cellular component (GO): endoplasmic reticulum
Molecular function (GO): oxidoreductase activity
Source: RefSeq, a predicted model, not a curated record
CCGAAAUUCGACUUCUACGCUCAAGAGCGUUGAAAUGUCACUGAAUGUAUGGCUUUGUUGUCGCAAACUAUGGCGCGAGGGUGUAUGAGCGAUGGGUAUAAAUGCGGCGAGGAUUCCUGCUCAUUCAGAAGGGCAGAACGAGAGACUGGACAUCAGCGACUCAAAGAAUUGCACGGCAGAUCAAAUUCACCUCACCAGGCCUACUACGAAAAAAAAAUCAGUGCAUCAUCAGCUGGUCAAGCCUUGUCUUCUUGACCAACCCGACCCCUACUAUUUCUUCCACAAUGCCUCUCCCGCUAGUCCACUACCUGUACCGCUCAGGCCUCCCCAAGUAUUUCCGCCAGGACUCUAAUGGAGAAUCUAGCUGGGCUCUAGUCACCGGAGCCAGCGACGGCAUCGGAUGGGAGCUCUCACGACAGUUAGCUGAACGCGGCUUCAAUGUUAUCCUCCACGGCCGCAACACCGCCAAACUCUCCCGCUGUCGCUCAGAGCUCGAAGCUAGCUUUCCCGCCCGCCACUUCCGCACCAUCGCAGUCGAUGCCUCCGCCUUCACUGAUGCCGAUAUCGACCGCAUCGUCGCGACCACAACCGAUAUCCCCCUCACUAUCCUGGUCAACAACGUUGGUGGCACGGCACCGCUGUCGUCCAACUUCAAGCACUUCGAGGACUACACCACCGCCGAGAUCGACGCCGUGUUUUCCCUGAACAUUACGUUUCCCCUGAAACUAACGCGCGCUAUCCUGCCACGUUUCCAGGCGCAGUCCUCCCCCACGCUUGUCCUGACAUGCGGCUCGCAGUCGCAGAUCGGCCAGGCCUACGUCGCGGGGUACUCUGCGACCAAGGGCGCGCUGCACACGUGGAGCCGGGCGCUCGCCGCCGAACAGUACGAAUCUAAAUCCCAAGUUGAGAUCUUGGAGGUUAUCGUGGGUGGGACGUACACGCAGCAGCUACAGAAGGAUCCUAAUAUGAAGCCGGGGGUUUUCAUGCCCACCGCGGAGAUCAUGGCGAGGGCGGCGCUAGCGAGGGUCGGGCAUGGGCAUAGGUGGGUGGUUGGGUAUUGGGGACAUUGGGUGCAGGGGUUUUUGCUGUAUACGUGCUUGCCCGGGUGGAUGGCGGAUAGUGUUGUGGCGGGGAUCCUGAAGCCGAGUGUAGAAGCGAAGAAGACGUAGUAGUUGAGCUUGAGGGUGGGGGAAUGUGAAGAUUGUGGUGCGUGCUGGGAGUAAUACGGAUGGUCGGCCUUUCGCGCGGAGAUGCGAUGGGCCUUGAUUUGAGAAUGGAUGGUGUCCGUGGGUGUGGUUCUAGGCUGAGAUUUGAGCGCAAAUUCGAAUAUGUGCAGGAACCAAAACAACAGAAGAGCCACGGAAGCUUUCAACAGACUCAUCACAUGAAUUUCAUUUGUAUGU